This is a messenger RNA of Scleropages formosus (Asian bonytongue), 5150 nucleotides long. RefSeq names its product AMMECR nuclear protein 1 (gene ammecr1). The record is from RefSeq and is a predicted model, not a curated record. NCBI's taxonomy places the organism in Eukaryota, Metazoa, Chordata, Actinopteri, Osteoglossiformes, Osteoglossidae. The transcript has 7 exons. Bases 1608 to 2582 code for a protein of 324 amino acids.
CCACGCGCCGUGCCGUCCCGCUGAUUCUAUCCCCUAAGACACCUUUGGCAAAGCCUGAUGUCCACGUUUUUUUCUCAGGUUGUAGCGCAGUUUUUAGGACACUGUUCGUGUUCUUCUAAUGGGGAUUGACGAAAACGCAAAAUGGCGCUUUUUUUUGAAUGGCUCAAUAAAUAUUUAGUGUUUUAUUCCUGCGUUUCACCGUAGCCCGGGCCGGGGGCGGCCGGAGAAGAGUGUUGGACGGGGGGAGUGUCGCCUGUGUGUCCACUCAGUGUCACACGAAACGAGACCGGGGACAAAGGGGCCAGACGAUCAUCAUGCCUCCGAUUUAGAGCUUAAAAAGCCCGGAGCGUACGCAUGCGGUUCCGUCGCCGACGCGGCUUUUUGCGUAGACAGCGCCGAGAAUCCCGCCGGAGGAGCCGCUGAGAGGAGCGCAUUGUGCGUAAGAGGAGCCCGCAAAGUGCGUCCUGGAUCCCGUGCUCUGCGUGGAAGAAGUGAAUAAGGAGCUGUCGAAUUUGGAUGAUCGCAGAGGGGGGUGUUUUUUCGCAGCAGAGUGGCUAACUGCGAUUUGGCUGAAGACAGAAGGUGCGAGAGAGCGCCCGGCGAAUGCCUUCAUGCCGGAUAGAACGAAAUGCCAUUAUGACUCAAAAUAAACGGAUGACAUCAUUUAAACGAAUAUAUAACAAACUUUCGCCGCUCUUCUGCAGACAGUGGGGUUUCAAUAAAAAGCAUUAACUACGCACUGAGCGGUGACUUUUGGGGGAGGAAAGGGCAGAUGCAAAUCAACCGGCUGCGGAUUUUGAGAAGGAAAAUGACUUGUUGUUGUUGUAGGCUGCAGAUGUGCUCAGAAAAAUAGGAGGCGUUGCUGCUCACGCCCGAUCUGACUCCGCAUCGGCUGUGGAGCGCAGAACACAGAAGGAGCGACCGAGCGAGCGAGCGACCGUUCGCGGAGACCUGGAAGUUUCGGAUGCAAGUAAACAACUGGCGUGGGCUACUACAUGUCACGGAACCUUAUGUGCGGUUCGUGCUGAAGCGUAUGGGUCCUGCGUGCUCAAGAUCCCCACUCCCACACAACAGAAUAAUCGCUGUCUCUGCCGUGGUCGAAGAGUGCAGCGCAGCGCGGCUAGCGUUAGCGUUAGCUUCGCGGUCCUCGUCUGCCAGACCAGUUACCUUUGGCUUUGCUAUACUUUAGCCGUCCUCGUCUUAGUUUAUUUUGGAUUCUGAAUGACUCAAGGGAAAGCCGAGCGAGCCGCUCCUGCUGCGACCCGUGUUCGGUGAGGGGGGGGUCUCUCUAACCUUUGAAUAAUCUGGGCUCCAUUGGAAUUAGUGCGUUUUGUGCUAGUCCACAGCUGGCAAAGUCUCUGCGAAAAGAGCGUAAGCUCAUUGCGUAAAGUACGCGCUCGGCGUAAAGGCGAGGGUCGGGUGACUUUGCAGUCUUUUUCUUCUCAUCCCCGCCCUCGGCGGUCGGAGUGUAGGAAGUAACGUAAAGUACGCUGGGUGUCAGGCUUAGGAAAAGAGAGAAGGUGGAGCGCUGUACGUCGUACGUGCUGACGCAGUGGGAUUUCUACGUCUGGUCGGCGUUUCACCCCGCCCCUCCCGCGCUGACGGCGAUGGGUCGGAAGCGGUGUGUCGGUGCAGAUUGUUCCAAGAUGGCGGCGGGGUGUUGUGGGGUGAAGAAGCAGAAGCUGUCGGGGUCCCCUGGGUCGGGGGGCCCUGGCGGGGUGGGGAGCGGGGUAGCCGGGACGGGACAUUGCGGCUCGGACUUGGGGAUUGGUUCUUCGUCGACUGUGGCGGCGGCGGGCAGCGUGAAUCGGGUGAAUGGCCUUGGGGGUCCUGGGGGUAGUUGUAGCAGCAACAGCAACGCGUUGUCCCCAACUCCCGGAGGCUACAACUCCACCGGCCUCUCCCCGAAUCUGAGCCCCGGAUCCGGCUCCGGCAGCGGGGGCAGGAAGAUGGUGGUUUCGGCGGAGAUGUGUUGCUUCUGUUUCGACGUGCUUUAUUGCCAUCUGUACGGAUACCAGCCACCCCGAACACCCAGGUUUACAAACGACCCUUACCCGCUGUUCGUCACUUGGAAAACAGGGCGGGACAAGCGGUUGAGGGGCUGUAUAGGUACAUUUUCUGCCAUGAACCUGCACUCAGGCCUCAGGGAGUACACCCUCACCAGUGCCCUUAAAGACAGCCGCUUCCCCCCUAUGACGAGGGAGGAGCUGCCACGCCUCUUCUGCUCAGUGUCUCUGCUCACCAACUUUGAGGACGUUGGUGAUUACCUAGACUGGGAGGUGGGCAUCCAUGGCAUUAGGAUAGAAUUUUUCAAUGAAAAAGGAUCAAAGCGUACCGCCACCUACCUGCCAGAAGUUGCAAAGGAGCAAGGAUGGGACCACAUUCAGACCAUAGAUUCCUUACUACGGAAGGGAGGCUAUAAAGCCCCCAUCACAAACGACUUCAGGAAGACCAUUAAGUUGACCAGGUAUCGUAGCGAGAAGAUGACGAUGAGCUACGCCGAGUACAUCGCCCACCGCCAGCAUCACCACUACCAAAACGGCAUUGGGCACCCCCUCCCCCCUUACAACCAUUAUUCCUGACACCGAGCCGCAUGACCAAUCACUGGACCUCUCCACGGACCUCUUCCCAGGAGAACCCGCCCCUUCCUGGUCUAGCUAUCUCUACUACUGUACCAUUUUAUGAUGAUAGUUUCCGUUGUCAUGCUGACCAUCUUUUAAGAGGCAGCAUGGCAGCGGGUGGCAAGAGCAUCAUUUGAUUCUGACAAGAGGAAAAAAAACUUUUUCGUUUAAUCCUUCUAUUACAUAGUUUUUGCAGCAUAUGUACCUAUACAUAAAAUUCUUGUUCAUUUUUUAAUACUAGAUUUUAAUUUUUUCCCAAAAAUCUUAAUCAGGUUUAUUUUGUCUGUGGAUGGAAGGAUGUCAAGGAUGAUGGGAUAAACUUGCAAAAAGCUAUUUUUAGUUUCUGUAUGCUUAGCUUAGCAGUGCAUUUAUAUAGGGAAGGUAGAUUUUUUUUUUUUCUGUUUUUAUCAUCUAUUAACCAAACGGUGUGCGUCUUGUUAGAAAACCGCCGGUCCUAAGGCUUUUGUGUGUUUUCUAGAAUUUUUGACUCUUGUGAAGGUUGGUGCGGUUUUGUGAAUUGUUGUAAGUUAGCUUUAUUAAUCUUGAUGUAGGUUCUUGUAUAACCCAGAGCGUGAUUUUGGUGCUCUCGUGUAGGCCCCAGCUUAGACCCACUCUUUCUUUACUAACAGUUAUAAUUGCAGACCAACCAGACUGAAAUUAAAAGCACUAGGUAAAUUAGUGAUUGGAUAACACCAUUUUUUUGUGGUUGCAAAAAUGGCUGAUGUGCCUUUGGUGUCCACUGUUUUACAAUUAAAAUAGGCAAAUUUUUGAUUUGUAUUAGAUCGGCUCAGGUUAACAGUAACUUUUUCAGCUUUCUUUUCACUAGAGAAAAUGGUGGAACAAGCCAUUAUUUGUGGAAGUUUCUUUCUCAGUGGAGGUUCUCAGUACCUCACUUAUUUUAUACCUGGAACUUUCUCAUUAGCAGCAAGUGGUUAGGUGUGGUCCUCAGGGCAAACGCUUCUUUGCCACCUGGACCUUGUGGCUGGGGCAGGAAUGGCAGUGAACAAUUUCAAAGACGGCAUGAUCACUGUGCUUCUCCAAGACCUCCUCUUGAGACCUUAACCCCCAUCGCUUGGAGGGAAACAUUAGGAAGACUAAGUUGGUUUGACAAGAAAAAGCUUCGACCUUCUUAAAAGCCAUAUUUUCUUCAGAUGCUUUGUUGUCAAGAGUGGUUGGCUGGCUCGGGUAGUCUUCCUUAUUCAUGGUCUUUGUCUGUUUACCAAGUAAACUGGAUAAGGCAUUGUAGGAUUGUGCCAGGGCUCAGGUUCUGCUUUUGGCCUGCUGAUUCAAGGUCCUUUCUGCUGCAUGAGCUGUGUGUUAGUGAUCUCUUCUGCCAGCAACCUUGGAUCCGUAGUAGUUUUCUGCACGUUCUUCAGGAUUUUCAGGUCUGUGCUUUUGCCCGGUGUUAGCACUGAGCAGGUGGGGAAUACCUCAAGGCACCUUUUAGGCCUCGCACAUGUCACCGAGGGUAACUGUUAUUUCAUGAACAUUUUACUUGAUCGGGUAUUCUCACAAAGCGUUAUGUAGCCUACGCAACUGCUGCAUUUUGCCUCCGUUACACUUUGGGAUGCUUGAAGUAGGCAUUCACAAAUGUUUACUGUAAGCUACCAGCAGCAGCAGUGGUUGGCAUGUAGGUGGCAUUACAUGGUGCUUUCAGGUGAAGUCUGUCUUGUCUUUCCUUCUAGACCGUAUUGAUCAUGCAUUUGCCAGACCGACACCUUUAUGCUUCUUGUAUGUGGUCAAGAGGAAGGGUUUUGCUCCGGUUGGUGACUUGUGUGUAUUGUGUUGAGUCCUAGCUGGGAUUGUCUGAAAUAACUGCAGGAGGAGCUUGGAAGGGAUCAGUAAGCCAUCUUGGAUAUAUUUGGGUUUUAUUUUCACAAGUAAGAGAUGGAUGCUUUGUGUUGGGAGCAGUGACAAUGACAUUCUCCAUUUAUAGGAUACCGUUUCCUAAGUUUGGAAGGUUUUAUUUUGGAGUAUUUGGUUUGCAUUUGCAAGACUUCCAUCUCAUGAACAUCAUGAGCAUUACUGAAUGUCUUAAGAUGUCUUAUGCACUCUUCUGAGAGAAUAUACGUAGAUAUAUAGUAUUUUGUUUCCUUUUGCAAAGCAAGAAGGGCUUUAGGAUUCCAUCCACAGUAACCCUAGAGUUCCCAGAACCUAAAGAGAAUGACCUGUUUCAGUUGUGUUGCCUUACUGGGUGGUUUAACCAACCAGGGACCAGCAGAUGAAUGCCACAGGUGCUCUGCUAUUGAAAGAUUGUCAGUUUGGAUGGCAAAUCAGCUACAUUGCUUUAAUUCAAGACAUAAAAAUAAGUGCUUUAUGGCUGCUACAAAACCCAAAGCUGCGAAAAGCUCAUACCAGCAUGUUCACUGGGACCUACAUUUUUUUUUUUCCUCUGAGGGUGGGGUGGGUAAAAUUUAACCCGUAGCAUGCCUUAGGUUGUCUGACAGAAUCGUCCUAUCAUCCUUGUAAGGGAUGUUCCUAGUAUGUACUUGCACACUAGAUCAAAAUAAUAUUAUGAUUGGAGAUUAA